AUGACUGCGAAUGUUGCAUAUCAGUUAGCUUGGAUGGAAUUAUUGGAUACAGAGAAUAAGUAUAUCCAUUUAUUACAAGAUGUUUAUGAUAAGGUCAUGAUAAACAAAGAAAUUGACUAUAAAACAUCAGUUGGUAUUACACAGAUUCCACUUACUCAAUUAAAACAGAAAUUACUUGGGAAUUGGUUUGAAUUACUGUCAUUUCAUAAAAUGCAUGUUCUACCUACAUUGAAAGAAUGCAAUGGAAAUGCUAAGAUGAUCAAAUAUUGGGCUUCUGUCAUGGCACCAUGCUUCAUUGACCUGUAUACUAUGUACUGUUUGUUCCAUGAAAAGACAAAACGACUAUGUACUUAUUUAGGAAACGUUUCAUGUAAAAGUGUGAAUUUAAAAAAACCAAAGGUAAAAAAUGAAACAAUUGGAGAUUAUAACACUAAUACCGAGUUAUUUAAAUCUCAACUAACCAAACCUGUACGACGUAUUCAGUCUUAUCAUCUAUUAUUGAAUAAACUUCAAAAAGAAGCGAACUUAUCUGAUGUUAAAUACUUGGACGAUGCUCGUCAAAUAUUCAACAGAAUAUGUGAUACAGUAAAUGUGACAAUGAAUCUGCGUGGUUUGACGGUAGCGCCAUCAAAGUUAGGACAUUUUUUGCUAGAAGCUGAUUUUACUGUUAACCAAACAAUCAAACCUACAAAGUCAAAACGACAUUUUCAUGUAAUUUUAUUUACUGAAAUGUUACUGUUAACAAAAUACCGUGUUUCGUUUAAAACAUCAAUUUCUAAUAAUAAGAGCUCUGAAGAUCAGUUUCCAAAUUUGGAUGAUUAUUUAGCAUUCUUUGAUUUUUCACAUAAUAGUAAGCUCAGUGGUAAUAAAUCAUAUGAAGUAGAAGAAGAACUUUGUCUACAUCAAAUUGGGUUAUUUUCAAAUUCACAUGAUCGAUGUUUCUCACUAUUUACCGAAAACUAUGGAUCCACUUAUACAUUUAAAUCAAACGAUAAUGCAGUGAAACAACUAUGGACGAGUACAAUCAAUAAAUUACUUAUGAAUCAAUUGUACAAUUUACGAGUUAAUACGGAUCCACAACUACAGACAUUCAAUAGAUUAUCGAUUUCAAGUAGUCACUUUUCUUGGCUGAAUCCAAAUUUACCAGUAAAUUCUAAAGUAAAGCAAUUAAAAGAGAAGUGA
Molecule: messenger RNA, 1182 nt
Organism: Schistosoma curassoni
Lineage: Eukaryota; Metazoa; Platyhelminthes; Trematoda; Strigeidida; Schistosomatidae
Source: the annotation of a GenBank genome assembly